AUGGCGGCUUUUACCGGUACCAAACUUCAACGAUGUCUAUCACAGUUUGGAGGCUCGUCAUUAACCAUUAAACCAAAUAAAAGGCUACUGAAAACUAUGUUGAAGCCUAAUGCGUGUAUGGCUCGACAUUUGGCUUUCAAUUCGUUCCCCUGGAAUCAAAGCAGCUCAGGUCUGUAAGCAGAUUUUAGAUGUGUCAUUCAAUUACAUCUUAUCGAUAUUUAUCUAAAGUAUAUUUUUUCUAUUGGGUUGUAAUUUAAUUAGAUCUUUUCAUUCUGUUGCAUCAAUACUAAAUUCUCUGAACUAACAUUAUAAGAAUUGUAUGCUUGAUUGUAAGGAGAAUGACAAAUUUGAUCUGGGAGUUAAAUGGUUAAUUAAAGGUAUCAAGACUGAAAGUAACCAAGUGAACUUGCACCCGAAUUUAAUCAUCAAUCAAUCAUCAAUCAAUCAUCAAUUUUAAUAGCAUGCCUAGCCAGCUGUCCUAGAAGGCAGCCUUCUAAAAUAACUUUAGGAUACAAACUAGUCAGGUGACAAUAAAAUGGAACCUUUCUUUUGUGGUACUCCCCUAGGAAAAUGUAUUUGUAGGAGAGUAGGUUUGGGUAACAGGAAAAUGUUUCCAUGUCUGAGUUCAAAUCAGCUCAGGUCACUGAAAUAUACUUGGAGAAUUUUCCAAUUGCUGAUACCUAAUAGGUGCCUUGCUUUAAUUUAGAGGAAUCUUCCAUUUUAAGGGACACAAAUUUUGGUCCAGUGUCCAUUUUAUAUGUUAAUGGUGGGAGUGUCAGUUUGAGUUCUAUGUGGAAUGGUAAAAUCACUUCCAAUCCAGUGGAAAUCAGAAAUUGCAAUCAUUAGCAGAGUCAAAAGCAACAGUUUUAAUCCUUAGUCAUUUCCAAAUACAAUAUUCCAUUUAUCCUCCUUGUUAAGCACUGAAGUUUGAUGCUGGUAUUUUGUCUUUUCCAGACAUUUACCCCGCAGACCCUGGUGACCACUGGUUUUUUGGAGCCGUACUUUUUAGACAAACCUAUGGGUAUGUGAGCCUGAAAUGUAAAAGUUGAAGUUUUAUUUUAAAUGACAAAAAAAAAUUACACAUAUGUUGAUUGUCAUUGUUAUAUGUGAAGUACAACUAAUAAAAUCAUCUAGCACCAAAUUGAGUAUGUGCUGAUUUUCAAAACUUUCUUUUUUAUCAAAAAAUACCUGUCCUGAAUUGUAGUAAGAUGGCCUGAUAUUGAAUUAGACUUGUCAAAAGUGACAUUUUCAACUAUUUGCAGGCAACAGUCAAGCAAGGCUUAUAUGAGGUCAUUUAGGGUGAGUAUCAUAACUGAAGAUGCAGUGUUCUUGGCAUUCCUCUUGGUAUCUGGUCAUUUCAUAACCUUUUUCAUUUUAUACCCAGUUUUUUGGUACUGAAAUGCAGUCAAUUCGUACCCAAUUUUGGGUCUUUGUAUGUCUGCAGAGUUAAAGACACACAGAUAAACCAGUCAAACUACAAACUUAUAUCAUUACCCUUUGCUGUUUGCAGUAUAGCUUUCUUAUAUCUGAUUGGUUUUUCCUCUGAAACACAAAGUGAAACAGCUUAUGUACACUUCUGAUUGUUUUCCAAGAGUAACAGAAAUAAUAGGAACUUUGUAGCAGAAUUGUCUGUUUAAAUGCAGGCAAAUACUGGAGGGGUUAGAAGAUUCCAAAAAGGAGCAUGGAAAACUGAUUGUACCAGAUUAGACUGAAAUUUACAAAAUCCCUUAGUUGUAGAUGUUGGCACAUUUUUGGACAUCACUGUUUACUGACAAAAUAAGGUUAAAUAUUCUGAUUUAAAAAGGCAUCAUCCCUCUCUUUAUGACAAACAUGGUACGUAUUACAACAGUGAAAAUUAUGUAACCUUUGAUUUCUGCAGUAAAACAGUCCUUAUUAUGUUUCAGGACUGUGUCAUGAUAGUCAGCAAGUUGAUAGGUCAGAUGGAUCCCAAAAACAAUCUGAGUGGUCUUAUAGGUAAGCAAUUUGUUUGAAUGUGAAUAUGAAAGGGAUCUUCCCAGUAAUGAACACCACUGGAGCAGUUCUGAAAAUAAGGCCUGAAAAAAAAUUCAGGCCUGAAUAGGAUUUGAACCCAUAAUCUCUGGGAUACCGGUGCAGUGUUCCACCAAUUGAGCUAACAAGCCAACUGGGAGCUGGUCAGCAUGUUGGUUCCAAAUAAAUGUGUGAAGUGGUGAAAAAAUGACUGGGAAUAUAUGAAAGUCAUUUAUAUUCACGUCUUUUAUAUGAAAGUUGUAUAUUUGAACUGUAUACAGAUAAAGACGUGAAUAUGAAAGUGAUCUUCGCAGUGAUGAACACUAGUGAAAGCAAGGCCUGAAAAAAAUUCAGGCCUGCAUGGGAUUUGAACCCAUGACCUCUGCGAUACUAGUGCAGAGCUCUACCAACAGAGCUAAAAAGCCAACUGGGAGCUGAUCAUCAUGCUGGUUUCAAAUAAACCCAUGAAGUGGUAAAUAAACGACUGGGAAUAUAUGAAAGUCAUAUAUAUUCACGUUUUUAUCUGCAGUUCAAAUAUAUGACUUUCAUAUAUUCACAGAUGUAAUUGAAAAGGCCAAGCACUGAAGACCCCCUCAAAACAAUUGCCUUUUUUUAAUUUACUAAAGGAAAUAGCUUUAUUUGUUAAGCAGUUGUCUCUGUUGCACUUGUUGGAUGUAAAAUCAUUUAUCAUUGUAAUGAUCUAUAUUGUCAAAUAGACCAAAGCUUUUCUCAAAUUCUCUGCUCUUUUAGGUUCUAGACUGGAUAGAUUUCUGAAGGAAGCAUUCAAAGCUAUUUUAGAACACAACUAUAAGCUGCAUCUGGUGAGUUUUAUUUAACUGAUUUUUAAGCAUUUUUUACUAACAGGUGUGAGAUCCAAAAGAAAUGUGACAAUUUGAUAUGAAACUGCUUUUGUUUUGCCCUACUUGAUUUGUUUGGAAAACUUGUGCCAUCCUCUCAAUCAAUCAGAUGCUAAAACAAAACCUAACUCUUGGUCAUUUGCGUUUCCUGCGCUAAUUUGUUGUUAGUGUGAGUUCUGAUUGGCUCCUUUUGAUAUUUCCCAUCGAUGCAAUUGGCUGUUAUGAUUGCUUUUGUCUUGGUUAUACGACUCUCAUUUGUAAGCGCUCUGCCGUCGGUUAGGAUGACGGGAUUGGAACACCAUGUUGGGUGCCCUUUUUAGGACACACGAAAGGAAGCAUGCAGGUGAACUCACGAUCCAGCUGGAAUCUGAAUACUGUCCCGUUUAUUUAUCUCUACUCUUAGUCUGCUGAACCUUCGUUCAGUCCGACUCCAGGUCAUUUUUAGCCCGAGCCGCUAGGCGGGAGUUGAAAUGACUCUGGGAAGGGCAAAAAACAUUUAUGCCCAAGAACAUAAACGAUGUUGCUAUCAUUAUCACUUUGGAAGGCAUUGAGAAAAUUUAAACUGAAAAAUGAUGCCAAGACAGUCCGGACGUUAACGUGAGCGUGCCAGGGGGCGUAAAUACAUUUUAGUCGCCAAAAUCUUUAUUUUAGCCAGCAAAAUGCGCUGCAAUGCCCGAAAAAGUGAUAGUAAUUCCCAAUUAAGCAGAAAAUCCGGUAGGUGAUUCUUCACUUUUAUCAGAACUAAUUUCUCUGUAAUUUUGCCUUUAUUUUCUUUGAAGGAGGUGACAGAUGUGUCCAAUCUCAGCGUAAUAGGUAAUUUUAGAUAAGUUUCACUUUUUAAGUGUCAGACCGAGAAUUUUUUUCCCCUUCAUGCUUUGCGCUAAUGGCCUCUCCUGUCGUCUAUGUGGUUCACUGGUUUCGGAGAUUAUUUCUAAUCAUUCAACGGCUUUAAAUGACUGGCGCACAUCGAAAGCAGAAUCAGUUACUCCGAAUCAAUCUUCAAUCGUGAACACGUUGUACCCAUUUAUAAAGAAAAGAAAUUCUAGAACUAUUAUUAUUUUGUCCUCAAAAGAUGAGUGUCACGUACCCAGUGCAGCGGACACGGGUUUUUUUUUCAUUUGAAUUCGGAAAGUGUCAACCACAAUGUAGAAAUUGACAACACAGGUUGAUUCAGCAGCGUCUCAUGCGAUCGCCAACUCGUCUGAAUAUUACACACGUGCAGUGAAAACUUAAAAAGGCGAAAUUACAAUGUACAAAAUUAAAAGAUGGGCUGAGGCUAGUUACAAAAGAAGCGAAAUCGAAAGGAAAACGAAACUAAAUACGAUAGGCUACAACGUUCGUCUGAUCCUGUCUUUAAGGGCUUAGAGAAACUCUUAUGUUACGUAACUCGAACUGGUGAAACUUGUAAAAAACUCUGAUCUAAGUCCGUCGGUCUCAUAGCUCCAACUUCCUCGAUACUCAAGGGGCGUAUCAUUAUGAGGGUAUACAGUUGUAAACUGGUUUCUUAGGAAUGCUAGCCACAUAUCGCCACUUGUAAGUGAUUCAAACUGUGAAUAAUAGCAUCUGGAAAAUAAGGGCGUAACUCGACAAGGAAACAAAACAGAACUUUUUCUACUUUAAACUCAAAACAAAGGCAAUUAUGAAAUCAAGUUCCUCUUUAAGUGUUCAUUACAUUAAUUCAAUCUGGCGAUCUAUAAGGAGAGAAUUUGGCAUCAAAAGUACCCCCCCCCCCAAAAAAAAAAAAAAAAAAAAAAAAAAAAUUCAGUCGGCGUAGUUUACGCGGCUUAAGGAAGGGGGAGCCUUUGGGCCCAUUUUUUGAAACCCCCAUCUUGAAUGAAAACAGAACAUCCUUAAUGACCCAAGUUACCAGCACCUUUGAGAAACGGGCCCCAGCUGUUUCCAUCAAAUUUGCCACCGGCAACCUAGCGGCCGCAAAAUUUUAGCCUUGUGAGAGAACUUAUUUCUGUAAGCUGGCAGAACAUAUUUGUUUAGAAUUAUAAAUCUGCUUUACUUUGUUGCAGGUGUUCGGAGAGUGCAAGGUCCAUUAGAGCCAAACAGCGAGUGCUAUCUCUUCAGCGUUGUCGGUCAACAGUUCAUUAUUCCUCCUAUCGGCUACGAAACAAUAGAGAACGCCGGUUAGUUUCUGUCAGGUUAAACACAGUGAAAACUCUGCUGAGUGGGUAGUCGCAUUACCCCUACUAGCAGCCGUGACAUCAGCGUGCGAGCAUGCUGUUAGAAAACCACGACGGCGACGGCAACGAGGACGUGGCAAAACAAAAAAUGUAAUGAGCAGAAUAACAGCUCAGCACGUGCGUUUUAAAGCGUUGUAUAUUUCGUAGCCGUCCUCUGCGAAAUAACAACUUGAAAUCAUCAAAAUUUGCGUGGUCUGAGAAAGGAAACUCUGGCGGCAAAUUAUUUUUGUUUGAAAAUGUAUGUUCAUUUUUAAAUCAACGUCUUCCUUGGCGUUGCCGUCCUCACUGCUAAAGGUCUCCGCCCGUUGGAAGAUUGGAGACGAGUUGGGGAGAGGCCUACCUAGGGUCUGGCACUAAUAAUAAUCAGUGCCAGGCCCCUUGCAGACUUCUCACCAUUUCACGUUGCUCAAGGGCUAUUUUCUUGCGGACAAAGAAACGCUUUACAUUUGUGUGCUUGGUUGCCAAGCCUUUGAACAAGAGUGAGGCCAAGGAUGACCUCGUUAUGAUACAAAAUUUGCCGCUUUUCAAAUGUAUAUUACUUUGUUAUCAUGCUAACUAGAUACUGGUCUCUAUCAUAGCAAGGUCACCUUCAGCCUCACUCUUAAUCAAAGGCUUGGCAACUAAGUACACAACUGUAAAAUGGCCUAUUGGUCUUCAGAAGCUUGAUAUGAGCACUAAAAAACGAUGAACUGGCCAUGUCAGUUAUUGAGGAGUUUAAGAAACGACGACGGCGACGCCGUGGACAACGUCGGUUAAAAAAUGAACUUGUGUUUUACCAACGAAUCUCGCGACACUCUAAAGUUAUUUAGUUUGUUUCUCACUGUAAAAACUAUCUCGAAACUGAAUAUGGAACACAGAGUCAAAUUAGAGAUAGAGAUUUAAGAAAUUAGUCGUCGUUGCUCACGUUCUCCAGACAACGCAAAGUUUGGUCAUUUCACGUUGUUGUUUUGCAGAGGACGCAGAGAAAUUUAAAAAGAUUUAUAACGCAUGUGCACAACCAUUGUUUUGCUUAUUAAGACUUUUGUUUAGUGACUUUCUCUUUGCCAUCGCCGCCGUGGUUUUCUUAAAAUCCCUCUCCGACAGUGUUACGUACGCACGCUGUAUCGGGUUCGUUAUCUCGUGGAAAGAAUUUAACUUUUGUGAUUUCAUUUAUGAAUACGUUUGACCGAUUGAUAGCUUGUUUGUCUGACUUUGUCAUGGCUUUGAUUUCUUGGUAACAGGACUUUGAGCCCAAUUCUGAGUGCAGUUGUGUCGAUAGAGCGCUUUUUGAUUGAGUGUCGUAAAACCAAAACCAAACUAAUCACAACGGCUAAUCAGAAGAAAGGAAAAUACUUCUAUGAGCCAAUGAGAACUCAAAGGAAAAACGACCAAUUUGCCUAAAGCGCGGGAAAACGCGCGCGACCAGGUAAAGCAGAAACAAAGCAAUCCCGUAUUACUUUCGACACUCAAUUGAAAAUUUCUUGUACAAAAUGCUAGAAUCUGAUUGGUUCUUUUCAAAGAAGCUUAAUUGUUCGCCAAACUAAAGGAUUUUGAUGUUUGUUAGAAAACGACAAAUAAACGCAUUGCAAGUAUUUUGUCACGGUUUGGGCCCUCUAUAUUUAUCAAUGAACUCAUUUAAUUCAUUUUGAAAAGGUGAACUUUAAUGUUCGAUGUUUUGAAUAUUUUCGUAUAACGUUCAUUUUCCCUCUUGAUAUCCAGUAUUCUGGGAUAUUUUGUUUAUAUAUUCCUUAACCCGUUAACCCUCAAUAGAGUUUCCACAUGCAUCUGAAAAAAAUUGAAUUAAGACAUAAAGAAAUUUUUUCGUUUCUUACUCUCCUGCACCGUAAUCAUCUUCCCCAGAUUCGAUCAUGAGGUUUAUCGAAGAGCUGACUGCUGAAAAAUUCCAAAUGGUUAUCAAGUUUCGAGCAAAGGAAACGUAAGUGUUAAUUGUUUUUGUGCAGAAAUGCUCCUGCGUCAUAGCUGGGCCAGAGUAAUCUCGUACCCAGAUCCUACCGUAGAAUUUAACUGAAAUACGAGACUAGGGUCAAAGCUAUGUAUUGAUGUUUAAGCCUUUACAAAGAGUUUUCUCUUUUCAAAUUGAUGGUAUUACCUUGCGUUCUCCACCGGAAUGGCUUCUCUCCGCUUCACUUGACCUAUCCUUGAGCCAAAAAGGAAGUUAGUUAAUAUGAGAUUGGUCGAAAUUUUCACUCGGGGCUCUCUGUUUCUCUGACUUGUUCGCGGGGAAAAAAGAUUUGUUGAUGUUUUGUAGUAUUAAACCAUUUUUCUUUCCGUUCGUAUUUUCCAGAUUUUAUAUUACUGGAUCUGAUGGGGAGAUAUUAAGUGGUUCUAAAAACUCAGUUUCAUCGUACCACAUGUGGGUGUUUGAAACUACAGUUCCUCUUUCAUGGAGAGUAGCGGAUAUCGACAAUUAUGUUCACAGGAGAUCCAAAUACAAAAGAACCUUUCACCUCUUGGAUUGAGAGAACUCUCUUGAAGUCUGAAGCCCGCUCGAUCGCACGAAGUCAAAGACAGCGCCUUAAAAACGAGUUGAAAAUCUCGAUGGGUUGAGUCAGGAAUUUUUACUUUCUGAAAAUCUCUACUGUUAUCAAAAUCUCUACUGUUUUUUCUCUACUGUUAUCAGUUUUUAAAUUAAACUUCAAUAUAAGUGAAUGUUUACGAUAUCAAACUGGAAAAACGGGGCAAGAAAUAAAAAAAUUGCAUGUAAAUAGAAUAAGAGGGAGGGUAAGUUUUAAUUUCGGUAAAGAAAUACAGAAAGAUGUUUGCCGUCUUGUCACGAGCGUGGGAUAUAGAAAAAAUUCUGAGUCUCCAUGAGGAAACGAGCCUCAGACCUUUGGAUUCCGCGCUCCGAUGUUCUACCACUGAGAAACAGACUCUUCGGUGAACGAGGUCUAUUACGAAGUUCAUAUGACAUGCGUCUUGCAUACUGUGCAUACAUACUAAGAUCAGCAAUGUUUUGUAAAUAUGACGUGAGAGAGAGUAAGCUUUGAGCUCGGUAAAGGAAUAGAGAAAGAUGUUUUUCGUCUUGUCACAAGCGUGGGACAAAGAAAACAUUCUGAGUCCCCAUGAAAGCUCCUCAUAGAAUAGUUCUCCUUUAAUUAAAAUUGCUUCUUGCUACUUAUCCCCUAUCUGGAUUUCACCUCACCUCCAGAAGCUUUUUUAUGUUUGAAAUUAAGAUGGCGGAUCUCACGUUACUUCCUUUUUUCAACACGUCAUUUUAUUGUUUUAACUCUUUACAC
Messenger RNA from Pocillopora meandrina, 8274 nucleotides. The record is from the annotation of a GenBank genome assembly. NCBI's taxonomy places the organism in Eukaryota, Metazoa, Cnidaria, Anthozoa, Scleractinia, Pocilloporidae.